AUGAUCGUCAACUGCUUCCUGCCAAGGUACCGUGGUCAUUCGAUUAUUCGUAAACUUGACUUGUUUAUCCUUGUGCAAGCUCAAAGAGGUGUUCCUGUUAACCUUGCAUCUCUCAUGUGCCUGAACAUGGUUGAGGCUGCUCCUAGAGGGGAAAACUGGUACACUGCCUUUCCAUAUGCCACCUUCGUGACCACCUUUCCCGAAAGGGUUGGGAUGGAUAUGGGGGUUUAUGUUAAGGAGGGCCAGUGCGUUUAUUUGCCGGUGUACCAUAUAGCCGAAUUGACCAAUACUUUUAUUGACCUUCGCCAUACAGAGCAUCAAGAGACCCCUGAGGCCUCCUCAAGCAAACGUCCUCGACUUACAUGA
Messenger RNA from Linum trigynum, 366 nucleotides. Lineage: Eukaryota; Viridiplantae; Streptophyta; Magnoliopsida; Malpighiales; Linaceae. The record is from the annotation of a GenBank genome assembly.